UGGGAGACAUCCAAGAUCAUAUUGUCACCAUGCACCAGAACCUCGCUGCGUAUGAGAAAAUCUUCUCGCGGGCGCAUGCCAACUACUUGGCCCAGGUACAGGCCUUAUCGCUUAACUCGAAUAAUAGAAUCAGCGAGAUGUUGUCGAAAGUUACCGUUCUUGGUACCAUUUCCGUUCCGUUGAACGUCAUUACCGGGUUGUUCGGAAUGAACGUCACGAUCCCAGGCUACCAACAGGGGAACUUGAAAUGGUUUGGUGGAAUUGUUGGCGUAAUGAUUGCCUUUAUCGUUUUUGCGUAUAUAGGCGCCACUUUCUGGUUGAGUAAAGCAGGUAAAACCGACGACGAAGAUGGUCUGGGAGCAAAAUCCAUUUCGAAACUCUCCUUCAAGUCUAGAAGGCUUGCAACAAAGUCUAUCCGCAGUUUACCUAGCAGACGUUUUAACCGCUACGAAUAGGUGGUGGCUUACGUCUUGUUUUUGUAUAAUAAAAUCGUUGAGAAUGGGGGAGAUGUGGGGUUAAACUAAAUCGCAUAGUCUGUAAAGAUGAGAUGCAAGGAUAACGAAAGAGUUGCACUACCGAUAUUGCUGGCCCUUGGAGAAAGUUUUUCCUACACAAGUAUGCAUCACCGAAAC
Babjeviella inositovora NRRL Y-12698 is the source of this 632-nucleotide messenger RNA. RefSeq lists its product as uncharacterized. NCBI's taxonomy places the organism in Eukaryota, Fungi, Ascomycota, Pichiomycetes, Serinales. Gene Ontology annotation, biological process: transmembrane transport; intracellular magnesium ion homeostasis; metal ion transport. The transcript has a single exon. The coding region runs from base 30 to 455 and encodes 141 amino acids. Gene Ontology annotation, cellular component: plasma membrane. The record is from RefSeq and is a predicted model, not a curated record. Gene Ontology annotation, molecular function: magnesium ion transmembrane transporter activity.